Messenger RNA from Pleuronectes platessa (European plaice), 906 nucleotides. It is a transcript of the gene cldnk, whose product is annotated as claudin k. Gene Ontology annotation, molecular function: structural molecule activity. Bases 1 to 648 code for a protein of 215 amino acids. Gene Ontology annotation, biological process: cell adhesion; bicellular tight junction assembly. The record is from RefSeq and is a predicted model, not a curated record. The transcript has a single exon. NCBI's taxonomy places the organism in Eukaryota, Metazoa, Chordata, Actinopteri, Pleuronectiformes, Pleuronectidae. Gene Ontology annotation, cellular component: bicellular tight junction; plasma membrane.
AUGGCAACAACAGGCAUGCAGUUGCUGGGCCUGAUCAUGUCCCUUGUGGGCUGGGUGAGUGGGGCGAUAGUCUGUUCCCUCCCCCUGUGGAGGGUCACUGCCUUCAUCGGUAACAACAUAGUGACGGCUCAGAUCAUUUGGGAAGGUCUCUGGAUGACGUGCAUUGUGCAGAGCACAGGUCAGAUCCAGUGUAAGGUGUACGACAGCUUGCUGGCUCUGCCCAGUGACAUGCAGGCGGCCCGGGGUCUCACUGUCUUCUCCGUCCUGCUCUGUGGCCUGGCUCUGUCUCUCGGGGUCCUAGGAGUCAAGUGCACUAAGUGCGUCGGUGUAAACAGCCUCAAAGCCCGCAUUGCCCGCAUCUCUGGAUCCCUCUUUGCCAUCGCAGGGUUCCUCUACCUUGUGCCCGUCUGCUGGACUGCUCACUCCAUCAUCAGGGAUUUCUACGACCCACAUGUAGCAGCUCCACACAAGCGAGAGCUUGGCCCUGCCCUUUACAUUGGCUGGGGGGCCUCAGCCUUGCUCCUCAUUGGAGGAUCUCUGCUGUAUGCCGGGUCAAGUCCCCCUGGUCUCCCAGGCUCUCCCACUUUCAGCAGUGGAGAAAGUAGUCCCCGCAGGGCACCUGCCUCACAAGUUAAAGGUUACGUCUAAGUUCUAUGAAUCUGAAUACGAUCAAGUCUCACAGAUCCGCCCCAAAAGAUGACAAACCUGUUUUCUCUCCUCUUGAUUUUGCUCCUUGUAAUGAUUUUAUAUUUAAUGUUAUACCAGUUUGCUUUUUUCUUUGAAAAGCCAUAGGAGGCUGUUUAUAGAAAAACGAACUCAUUCUAUGAUUUCAAACCUGAUAUCCUCAAAUAACCCUUUAUUCUCUGUCUGUCGGUGUAAAAUACAAUAAAGUUUUGGUUGUCCAAA